Messenger RNA from Nicotiana tabacum (common tobacco), 1005 nucleotides. Its product is annotated as protein S40-4. The record is from RefSeq and is a predicted model, not a curated record. NCBI's taxonomy places the organism in Eukaryota, Viridiplantae, Streptophyta, Magnoliopsida, Solanales, Solanaceae.
ACUCCUUUCACCAGUAAGCCCAAAUCUAUUUCUAUUUUUUCAGAGAGAAAUAGACGAAAAGAAAAGGAAAAAACAGUUUUCACGCAAUACAUAUGCAUUCAUAAGAACUGAAGCAAAAACACAAAGAGAGCACACAAUCAAUGGCGGCAUCAAAAAGCUAUUUCGCAAGGGCGAACUACAGGUUCCUAUCAAACGACAGGGACAUUUCGGUAACUUCUGAUACGAUGUUUGAGCUUGACGAAUCGGACGUGUGGAACUCGUCGGGUCGUUCAUCGUCGCCGGAGUUCCGUAAGCCGAGUUCUAGAAUUUCUCGGAAGCAGUCUGUAUCAAAAAGUGACCGAACCAGUGCUGGAGUAACGGCGGCGGCUUCCUUGCCGGUAAACGUGCCGGACUGGUCGAAAAUACUGAAGGAUGAGUACAGAGAGAAUCGGAGAAGUGACAGCGACGAUGAUUUUGACGGCGACGACGGUGAGAAUCGAAUUCCGCCGCACGAGUUUUUGGCGAGGCAGUUAGCGAGAACGAGAAUUGCCUCCUUCUCGGUGCACGAAGGUGUUGGUAGGACUCUCAAAGGCAGAGAUCUGAGUAGAGUCAGAAAUGCUAUUUUUGAAAAAACCGGAUUUCAGGAUUAAUUUUGAUCGAUGAUCGAUCUAACAGAUGAGAAAUUACAAUUACUACUACUAUUACCUUUUUUUUUCAAUUUCAAAACUUCCCCGAGACGUUUUGUUUUUUCUUUUUUCAUUUUAUUUUCCACUUAUUUCUCCCUAUUUUUGAGAUGGUGAAGCGGUUACCGAGCUAUUGUAAUUCUAACGUUUUUCGAAAUUUUGAGAGGAAAUGAAGCCGAAAAAAAAAAACAGAAAAUUUAUUCUUAUUUUUAGUUAUUUUGAUGCCUAUAGUACUACUUUAAUUUGUCCGAUAUUUUGGACGUUGAAUAAAUGCCACAUAUGCCAGUUGUAAUAGUAUUGUCUCUGUAUUUCCAUCAGUUUGAAAGUGAAAAGUUGAACUGAA